This is a messenger RNA of Cutaneotrichosporon cavernicola, 1566 nucleotides long. RefSeq lists its product as uncharacterized. Bases 1 to 1566 code for a protein of 521 amino acids. The record is from RefSeq and is a predicted model, not a curated record. The transcript has 4 exons. NCBI's taxonomy places the organism in Eukaryota, Fungi, Basidiomycota, Tremellomycetes, Trichosporonales, Trichosporonaceae.
AUGUCAUUGACCCUCCGCGACAAGGCGUGUUACUCGCUCUCGCUCGUGCCCUCACCCCAGCCCGACGUGCUGUACCUCGUCGAAAACUAUAAUCCUAGCCAUCCCGUCGACGACCAGCAGAUCCGGUAUGGGCGGGUUCGCGAGCCAUCCAAGGCUGGCGAGGUGUACUCUGCCGCCCUGUAUGACGCAUUCUCACAGGCCAAGCUCGCAUCGACUGGCCUGCUUACUGAGCGGGUUCGCAGCAGGCGGCUCCAGCUGCACGGCCCCGAUGAAGAUAUCACAUUCGAGUUUACGGGCAAGCUGGGCUUUGAAUGGACGUUCCAGUUCGAGGGUAACAAGUACAUGUGGAAGCGCUCCGGUGGGAUCGCAUCCAAGGAUCUGGCCUGCUUCAUGGACCGACGGCGAGACCCCAGCGUCGACGUUGCGCUCGGUCGCGUCUCCGGGCGCGAUCGCAAGCCUGCGCACAUGUCGAUCUUGCACUACAACAUUGAGCGUUUUAUCCCAAACGAUAUCAAGGAUCUGCGUGGCCUUGAGACACUACUUGUGCUCACGUUCACGGCCCUCGUCGACAGCGGCGACAUGUCCUCGAGACAGAGCUCGGGCUCGAGCUCGGCAUCCAGGCCUCAGCAGAACAACUCGCAGAAUAAGCCCCUCCCCCCCGGCCCAUCUACAGCGACCCCAAACCCUCCGCCCGAGGUGUACCACGAGGACGCAAACGAGGUCGUUGUCGGCGUGCUUACUGACCUGGACUCGCAUAUUGACCGCGCAAUCUCACUCCUCGAGGACCCGAACAUGCUGUUCAUCAUUAUCCGGACCAAGGACGCGCGUGCGGCACAGCGCGCCCUCCAGGUAGUCCUUGGCGUCAACCGCUUCCGGCACCGCGGUGAGAAGCCAGACCUCCACCAAUACGUGCUCGAGGAGGAAGCUCCCGAGGCCAAGGGCCCGCGUAGGAUCAACCUCAACGACGCACCCGCCGACGCGCCGACCUGGAAGCCGCCCCCAAACCUCGCCAUCUACCUCAGCACAAUCGAGCUUCCCGACCUCAAGCCCGGUGGCGCCGCGCGCGCUAACAGCAACAAGCGGCCCAAGCCCGUAGCCCAAGUCCGCCCAGCGUCGAUGGUAGGCUCCAUGCCCACCCUCAGCACACCUGUUCCGCCCCAGCACCACACCUCGCCCAAUCUUAGACCUGUGUCCCCAAGCCCAAGCCUUAGACCCGUCUCGCCCAACCCCUACCCCAACAGUCACGUUGGCAUGCUGAACGCGCCCGCUGGCGGCUCCAACCGUCCAGCAAGCAUCAGCGGGAGCGUCCCCAACUUGGGAUAUGUACCGCCCGUCCCACCGCCGUCCAAUUUCCACCCGUCCCCCUCCCCCUCCCCAUCCAACUUCCACCCGUCCCCUUCUCCUGGCUUCCAGCCCGGUCCGGCACCGUCUGGUUUCCAGCCUGGUCCGGCACCGUCUGGUUUCCAGCCUCAGCCCCAGGCGAAAUGGGGCCCGCCGGGGUUCAGCGGCGGUUACUCCGAAAGCCCGUUCCUACACGGCCUGUUCCGGCCAAACCACAAGCACUAG